UUAUUAAAUCCUUGCUUGGAAAACAUAUUCGUACACUCUGAUACUAAACAAAUACAGUGGACUUAGAUACCAUGACUCUCUAUGCCCUUCGACCGACCGAUUUAUAUCAGCCAUGCUACGUCUCUGCUACUCCUAACAACCUUUGGUUACUGAAAUGUUUACAGUGACACGCAUUCAUCACGGUUAAUUAAGUGUGACCUGUUACCUCGUUCAGGGCCUCAAUUUGCAAAGGGGGGUCAAUCUGUAACAGAUUCCGAAAGCGGAAGUAGCUCUUCAGCAUAAACUGCGACGUGUUUGUCUGUCAACAUUGACAUCGAUAAUUUCUUCAGUGUUUGGUAGCGAUGCAAAUAUAACAGCAUGUAGAAAUGGGGGCAAACAGCAGCAGCUUCAGUGACCUUGCAACCAACCAGUAUUUGAUACGAUUUGCCAGUUCAGAAGCCAUAUCUGUGCAGGACCCUUUCUGGAAUCAGCUGUUGUCUUAUACGUUUUUAAUUCCAAUCAAUAGUUCAGACGGAAAGCUUUUAGAGGAAAGCACGUCAUUGACUUGCAAGAACCUUGCCAUAAAUAACUGUAAGACAGGCAACUUUGGAUCUCUGGUGCGGACGUUUUUGAUAAGAUGCACAGAGCUUAAAGCUUCGGCCCAAUGUGAAGACAACAUUUUCACAUGGCAGACCUAUAACGCAUUGUUCAUCAUCAGAAGUGUGUGCAAGUACCUGGUGGAACACCUAAGUGAAGACUUACUGGUUCAACAGUUUGAUGCUAAGCCGGCAAAACAAGAGGGUUCAGAGGAAGACUCGAUUCCUCUGGGUGAACAAUUGAUGACAGCUCUGGUAGAACUGUUGGUGGAUGUGCCUGUCCUGAGUUUUACAUAUGCUCUACACCUGGAGGCCCUCAACACUCUUAUAGUGCUACUUUCGGUUCAGAUGUAUCAGCCACUGCCUGCCAGCAGAUUUACUAUGUAUAAAUAUAUGAUGCAAGGAAAGUGCUCAAUACAUGCAUGCUUGCUGGUAAAAGCCUUGCUGAGAAAUUACGUGAACCAAGAGAAGUGCCCUCACGAGCUCUACAAAAACACAACCGAUUCUGUAGGAGCUAUUGCAAACAUGACAGCAUCAUUAGCAUCAAGUCUCUGGUCAGUUGUCACACUGGGCAUGGGGUCAUCAGCAUCGGCGUCAGCAACAAAGAAGACUGAAGAAGAAUUUAACGAGACCCUUUUAGCCAAUCAGAGUCUUCUAUUCUUGUUGGUCUUGGCCAAUCACUGCACAUCCGAACUGGCGUUGAAAAAUCCGUAUCGUCAGGCACUUUUUCAGUUCACAAAUGCACAAGAGGCAGCUCAAGGCCCAACUACUGCCCAUGCGACCUUCAAAACCGACUUCAGCGAAUUAUACAAGACACUUUGCAGCACGCUGAAAGACGACCAGACCACCCUGCUGCUGUAUCUGCUGAUUCACCGAAAUCCAAACGUGAAGGCUUUUAUACUGUCACGUACCAACAUUGACCAGUUGAUAAUGCCAUUGUUGAAGAUCCUGUACCAUGCCCAAGACAAGAACUCCCACCACAUCUACAUGGCGUUGAUUAUUCUGCUUAUUCUAUCAGAGGACGAUGUUUUUAACAAGGCAGUCCAUGAAAUUACAUUAAAAAAUGUGCCAUGGUUUAAAGAACGCACCAUGUCUGAAGUUUCUUUGGGUGGGUUGCUUAUCUUGGUUGUGAUUAGGACGAUACAGUUCAACAUUGCGAGAAUGAGGGACAAAUAUCUGCACACAAACUGUUUAGCAGCUCUGGCCAACAUGUCGUCACAGUUCACGAAUCUCCAUCAGUAUGUGUCACAGAAACUUGUGAGCUUAUUUUCGCAACUUUGUAAAAAACACAUGAAACUUGUGGACCAAAUCCGGGUAGCAGCAAUGAAAGAAGGACAAAAACCAGAAACAGCAAAACCGGAAAAAUCAAAACUGGAAGGUGCUACCGGAACUGGUAGUUGUACUGAGGACGAGGAGGCCACACAGGAAGAUUAUAUGCAAGAUCUAGCGGUCCUGGAAGAGGUCAUCCGAAUGGUCCUGGAAAUCAUAAACAGCGCCCUUACGUCACAGCUCCAUCACAAUCCCAAUCUCGUGUACACACUCCUCUACCAAAAAGACUCAUUCGGACUGUUCCGAUCUCAUCCCACAUUUCAGGACAUUAUCGUGAACAUUGACACUGUUAUGGCGUACUUUUCGGGGAAGUUGGAACAAGUAGGGGGCAAUCCGUCACCUUCGGAAGUGUUGAACGUGAUUCAACAAGGGUCCAGGCAGUUUCGAAGGGAUAGGUUAAAGAAAUUCCCAGACCUUAAGUUCAAGUAUGUUGAAGAGGAAUCUCCCGAAGAAUUCUUCAUUCCCUAUAUCUGGUCCUUAGUGUACCACUCGUCCAAUCUGUACUUCAAUGCAACGAAGAUUAUACUAUUCUCUUUAAGUUCUUGAUAUCAUCACAUGUAGUUUGUUUUUUGGGUAAUUUAUGAACAUAGAUUUGUGCUUAAUAGUUUGUGUUCUGUAAACACAAACAUAAAAUUAAUUAUAACUCUGCUUACAAAGUUUAAGAGGGGUAUAUUGGGGUCACUCUGUCCCUCAGUGAAACAGUCAGCGUUCAUUCGUAUAAAGUGUGGAGCAAACUUCUUCCAAAUUUUUCGAGUGAUUACAUUGAAACUUCAAGACCUCAUAAGUGUUUUUCCCAGGAGGGCAAAGGGGCAUGGCGCAUUACUUUCAAAAAGGGCAUUUUAGCGCGCAGUUUAGGCAAAAAAGGCCAAAAACGUUCCCUGAAUACCUGAAUUACGGGGAAACAUGUAAUCGCAUCAGAAGCAGUUGUGGAUAAAAAUAACAUAUAAACAAACACAUUUAAUGGUAAUUGAUGUAUUUAACUUACUAUGAUUUAUAUUAUUAUAUUUACCUUGCAAUGUACAUUUAAGUUCCAUGCUGUUUCAAUAAACUGUACAGCACGCGUACAUAAUAAAGCAAUAUAUGCAUAUGAAUCUGAUUAUACACAGCUCCACUAACAUAUAAAUGAAACCAUAUUUCUCUUAUCCCAUUUUCUAACAAUAAUCUUGCCAGAUGUUUAAAAUAACAUUGCGAGUAAAUUGAUCGCAAACAAUAUGCAAACACUCGUUUCCGUGACAUACAUCCACCAAGUAGAUUACAAAUAAAUAAAUAAAUAAUGUUGUUGCUUUCUAAAACAUUUUUAUGCAUCGUUGAUUAUCACAGACAUUUCAUUAAAUCCUUCUUAAUGUAUAAUCUCCAUUGUUAUCGUUUACGACGUUAUUUGCCAUUUUUGCCGAGUCGCAAUUUAAUUCUGUAUAGUCCGCCAUGUUGUUAAAAUGUCAAAUGAUGUAAGCGACAGGUGCGCAUAGCAACGUUAAAUUGUAUACGCGAUUCGCAUUUUGUUAAAUUAGUAUACGUCUCAGUAAUUAUUUCAAUAAUGAGAUCUAAUUAUCUUAAAGACGAAAGCGAUAAAAAAUAAAUUAGUUGUGUUUUUAAAUGUAAUUAUGCGUAAAAAUAUAUGUUUUGAUAUAACUGAAUAAUGCAUGCAAUGCACAAUUGCCACAAGAAUAACAUCGAGUUUUUCAUCAAAAGUCUCCGAAGUAACGAUUUUAUCGUGGAGGAGUACACAUUGCCAACCAAAAAGUGCGCUUGGUAUAACAUAGCCUCUGGCAUUAUCGAUUGAUACUGACAAGGGGUUAUUAACGCAUGACUAAUUCACAGCUUUGGAGCAGUCUACCUAUAAAAUCGAGCACUGUAAUAGAUUAAAUCUGCUCAAUUAAUAUAGUCGAUUAGACGUUGACGUCUCUCGAGUAAAUCAAGCACAGUCGGAGCGUCACAGACAAUCAAGGACGCUGAUUUUGCGGACCAAGUUAGGUCAUAAGGCAAUAAUGAUUAUAUCGAUAAGGGCGCGUGGCGAAAUUUGUCUUUUAAAAGGGCAGAGUGGCUAUCCGUGAUGGCGGCGUGGCUUUUCGCCACGCUAAAAUGGCCUGGGAAAAACACUACUCAUCCAAAUGAAUUGAAGAUGUGCAUCAAACUGUUUUAACCCCAGUGAUUCACACAGAGGGCAAAAGGCUAGGUUACAUUGGAAUGCAGUGUAAGAAAGAAAAGGGGAAACAAACAUUAAAAUUUACAUAUUUGCACCACUUGGCUGCAAGUCCAGAGGAGGUAUUGGCAAAUGUUUUAAAAACAUUUGAGCCUCACCUGUGUCCCAGAUGAGUUUGCACAGGCUAAUCAGGGACAAUUUUUCCCUCUUAAACUGGACUUUUUCUAAGAGAAAAUUUCUUUUAACAAAAAAAAACAUUACAAGCUGAAAGUGUGAUCCUUGUUUUGCCUGUGCAAGCUAAUGCAUAAAACUCUGUUUCUCCUGAGGGAGGCUAAAUUUUUUGCAUAUCUCUCAGUCUUAAAGGCUUGACAUUUUGUUAAGGUUUACUCAUGAGUAUUGCUUCUAUUGGAAGAUGAUAGCUUGUUGUUAUGAGCAAACAUGUUUAGAAAUAUUGUUAUCAAAACAUAUAUAUAUAUAUAUAUAUGUAUAAAAAGAAUGUGCACUUCUUUGUGCAUUUCUGGGAAACAAAGAUAUUAUUACUGUUUAUUCAAGCAUCUUUAUCUUCCAUAAUCAAUAUUGUACACAAUGCAUGUGUUGUUUAAAAGUUCUUAAAUCCUGGGAAUGCUAACAUUACUUUGGCAUAUGUGAUGUUUGAUAUUUAUUUAUUUAUCUUGCAUGUCAAAUAUUCGUGGUUGAAAUACGUAUCACUAAUAGUUCAAUGUACUUUGUUCUUAUACUUAACUAUUUUAUUGUGUGUUCAGAUGUUUUCAUUUACUCAUGCAAAUAUUCUUAAACUUUGGUAAAAAAAUUCAACUUAGAAAUUUAAAUGUGUUGAUUGGAACUUUAAAAGUCAUAAAAAAGUUAUGAAAAAUGAAAUUUUCAAUUAUUUUGUCUUUAAAUUGACAACAAAAUCUAAAAUGUUAUUGAAAGCUAUGUUAUAUACUUUUUAAACUACUUUCAUUUUGAUAACGAGUAUUGAUGUUUUAUAAUUGUUCUCCAUCUGUAUUUGUCAUGUCAUGGUAGAGUUUUAGUUUAUUGUGAUUUUUAGCACGGCUGUUUUCGGAGAAAACCAGAGGUAUUGUCAUAGCCAGCUCGUCGUGUUGUGUCCAUCGUCGCGUCUGCCGUCCACGUCGUGCUAAAACCUUAACAUUUUGUCAAGGUUUGAACAUUGGCUCUAAAAUCAAAGUGCUUCAACCUACAACUUUGAAACUUCACAUGUAGCUGCACCUUGACGAGUUCUACAUGCCACACCCAUUUUUUGGUCACUAGGGGUCAAAGGUCAAGGUCACUUUGACCUCUUAAAAAAAAAAAUGCACCCGCAGCCAAGCGUGGCACCCGUGAUGUGGUGCUCUUGUUAAAUUAGUUUAAUUUAAAGUUUCUACAAUUUUAUAACAGCUGAUCAAAAUAUGUUUGAGAGUGUUGUAAAAAAGUUAAGAUUAAAAUGUAUUAUACUUGUGUUUGGCUAAUUACGCAUUAAGUACAACUCAAAUUCUUUUGUAUAGAAUUUAUUAUUAUUAUUAAUUGUGCCCCAAAUGAAAUAGAGGGUAAAUACUGGAAUCACCUUGGAUGACCGUCUGUUCGUAUAUGCAAACUUUUCACACAAAGUACCCUUACACUUUUCGACAUACAAAGAGAAGUUUUCCUUUUUUAUUUGAAGUUGAGCGUGUGCAGUUGUUAUCAUGGUAUUUGAUAAAUUUGAGUAUGUUUCUCGUUUUCUAAGCUUAAUUUCUAUACCAUUUUUAUAACAACUUGAUACAUUACACGACAUGCAGCAUCUGGGGAUAUUUGUCACGUCUGUAUAAGGCUCUAGAUGGACUGUGUUGGGCCCUAAUGUGAACAGAGUCGUUAGACUUUAACCCUUUGCAUGCUGGGUAAUUUGUCUUCUGCUAAAAUGUUGUCUGCUGAAUUUCUAAAAUUAGCAUUUUCUUCGAUUUUUUUCAAAGAAUACUAUCAGAAUAGCAAACAGUUUGGAUCCUGAUGAGACGCCACGUUCUGUGGCGUCUCAUCAGGAUCCAAACUGUUUGCAAAGGCCUUCAAAAUUCGGUUCCCGCACUGAAAAGGUUAAGUCCAUAACCACGCUUAUUGUGCUACUUGUUAAGAUGUGAUCUUAUAUUUGUACAUAUUGAUUUUAAACAAGAUUGUUUAUGUGGGAUUGAACAUUGCAAUAAAUACUAAGUUUGUUA
Molecule: messenger RNA, 6227 nt
Organism: Dreissena polymorpha
Lineage: Eukaryota; Metazoa; Mollusca; Bivalvia; Myida; Dreissenidae
Product: dymeclin-like
Exons: 15
Coding region: 366-2450 (694 amino acids)
Biological process (GO): Golgi organization
Cellular component (GO): Golgi apparatus
Source: RefSeq, a predicted model, not a curated record